This is a messenger RNA of Vespa crabro (European hornet), 668 nucleotides long. RefSeq names its product phosphatidylinositol 4-phosphate 5-kinase 6-like. The coding region runs from base 135 to 668 and encodes 177 amino acids. The record is from RefSeq and is a predicted model, not a curated record. Lineage: Eukaryota; Metazoa; Arthropoda; Insecta; Hymenoptera; Vespidae. The transcript is spliced from 4 exons.
CCGAUUUGUUAUAUCGAUCAAGAAUCAUUAUCAAAGAUCUUUGGUUAGGUGUUAAUAUAUUAUAUAGAAUAUUAAAGUUUAAAUUAAAUAGAAAAAUAAAGUAAGUAUAUUUGAAAGUUUAAAAAACGAAUACGAUGGAAAUUGACGAUCCAAAUCUUAAAGAAGGAAAUGGAAAAUUUUCUUUUUUAAACGGGGACACCUAUGAUGGAGAUUAUACGUUGCAUUUAAUUAAAGGCACUUUAUUCAAAAAUGGUGAUGGAGUAUACGUUACGGACGAUUUCAAUACGUAUAGCGGUAAAUGGAAAGAUGAUAACUUUGCUAAUGAAGACUUUUUCAUUCAACAUAACAACGGAACUCGAUAUAAUGGUGGAAUAAAUGCGUAUGGACAGAUGACUGGCAAUGGUAUAUAUCAUUUUCCCGACGAUUCAUCGAUAAAAGCAAUAUGGUACGAAAAUAAACCCGUUACCGAGAUUACUUAUCAAGAUUCACUUGGUUACGUUUGGAUCGUCGAAAGUAUUAAGGAUGACUCAAUAUACUUUAUGCCUAGCAAUCAUUUUUGGAUUGAAACAUGUCGAGGAACGUCGUCCGAUAAUGUUCACGAGCAACCAUCGUUAUCCAAUUCUAUCCAGAAUGUCGACUUUGUUGUUGACAAUCCUUCAAAUAAAUAA